GGUGGUUGUGGCGAGGAGAGCAGGGCGGCUCUGAGGAGGAGGGAAGGAGAGAGAGGGGAGGCUGUUCCAGAUGGUUAGCCCUCGGAGCGUGAGCUGAGGGAGCUCCCUGUCGGGGCCGCGUCAGGGAGAGGGAGAGCGGGAAGGACGGUGCCGCCGCCGCCGCCGCCGCCAGUCACUCAGUCAGGUAGAAGCAGCAGCAGCAGCAGCAGCGGCAGCGGCGCCCUCCUCCUCCUGGGCUUCCGGCCACUGGCUGAGGGACUGGGGCUUCUCCAUGUCGGACAACCAAAGCUGGAAUUCCUCAGGCUCCGAGGAGGACCCCGAGACCGAAUCCGGGCCCCCUGUGGAGCUCUGCGGGGUCCUCAGCAAGUGGACCAACUACAUCCAUGGAUGGCAGGAUCGAUGGGUAGUCUUGAAGAACAACACUCUAAGUUACUACAAAUCUGAAGAUGAAACAGAAUAUGGCUGCAGGGGUUCUAUCUGUUUGAGUAAGGCUGUCAUUACACCCCAUGAUUUUGAUGAGUGUAGAUUUGAUAUUAGCGUAAAUGACAGUGUUUGGUACCUACGGGCGCAGGAUCCAGAUCACAGGCAACAGUGGAUAGAUGCAAUUGAACAACACAAGACUGAAUCUGGCUAUGGAUCAGAAUCAAGCUUGCGACGCCAUGGCUCUAUGGUGUCUCUCGUGUCCGGAGCAAGUGGGUACUCUGCAACAUCAACCUCCUCAUUCAAGAAGGGUCACAGUUUGCGUGAGAAGCUUGCUGAAAUGGAAACCUUCAGAGACAUAUUGUGUAGACAGGUUGAUACGUUACAAAAAUACUUUGAUGCCUGUGCUGAUGCUGUUUCCAAGGAUGAACUUCAGAGAGAUAAAGUUGUAGAAGACGAUGAGGAUGAUUUUCCUACAACACGCUCUGAUGGAGAUUUUUUACAUAAUAGUAAUGGUAGUAAAGAAAAAUUGUUUCCACAUGUAACGCCCAAAGGAAUAAAUGGUAUAGACUUUAAAGGUGAAGCUAUAACUUUCAAGGCAACAACAGCUGGGAUCCUUGCUACACUUUCCCAUUGCAUUGAGCUAAUGGUAAAACGUGAGGAGAGCUGGCAGAAAAGAUUGGAUAAGGAAGUUGAAAAAAGGAGGAGAAUAGAAGAAGCAUACAAAAAUGCUAUGACAGAGCUUAAAAAAAAGUCCCAUUUUGGAGGACCAGAUUAUGAGGAAGGUCCCAACAGUCUGAUUAAUGAAGAAGAAUUCUUUGAUGCUGUGGAAGCUGCACUUGAUAGACAAGAUAAAAUAGAAGAACAGUCUCAGAGUGAAAAAGUCCGAUUACACUGGCCGUCCUCAUUGCCACCUGGUGAUGCAUUUUCUGGUGUGGGGACUCACAGAUUUGUCCAAAAGCCCUAUAGUCGCUCUUCCUCCAUGUCUUCCAUUGAUCUAGUCAGUGCCUCUGAUGAUGUUCACAGAUUCAGCUCCCAGGUGGAGGAGAUGGUUCAAAACCACAUGACAUACUCGUUACAGGAUGUGGGAGGUGAUGCAAAUUGGCAGCUGGUGGUUGAAGAAGGUGAAAUGAAGGUGUACAGGAGGGAAGUAGAAGAAAAUGGCAUUGUUCUAGAUCCUUUGAAAGCCACGCAUGCAGUCAAAGGAGUAACAGGGCAUGAGGUCUGCCAGUACUUCUGGAAUGUUGACGUUCGUAAUGACUGGGAAACAACCAUUGAAAAUUUCCAUGUUGUUGAAACCUUAGCUGAUAAUGCAAUCAUAAUCCACCAAACACAUAAGCGGGUAUGGCCUGCUUCUCAACGUGAUGUGUUGUAUUUGUCUGCGAUUAGAAAAAUACCAGCUUUCAAUGAAAAUGAUGCUGAAACAUGGAUUGUCUGCAAUUUCUCUGUAGAGCAUGACAGUGCCCCUUUGAACAAUCGAUGUGUCCGUGCCAAAAUAAAUAUUGCUAUGAUCUGUCAGACAUUGGUAAGUCCACCAGAAGGAAACAAGAAAAUAAGCAGAGACAACAUCCUAUGCAAGAUUACAUAUGUAGCAAAUGUGAACCCUGGGGGCUGGGCCCCAGCUUCUGUGUUACGGGCAGUAGCAAAACGAGAGUACCCCAAAUUCUUGAAACGGUUCACAUCAUACGUGCAAGAGAAAACAGCAGGAAAGCCUAUUUUGUUCUAGUGUUCAGAGUGAUUGGAACAAGGCUGUGUGAACAUUCCACGUUGGAGAAAUGAACCAAAAUGAAUGCUCCAAGCGGGAACGUAGGAUCUACAGUCUUAUGACCCAAGCCCUGGAUUCUGUAUUCAACUGAAGAAAUACUUCAAUGCCAUGAAGCUGAACUUUCACUGUCUUCUGCUAGCUCACUUUGCUCAAUUUGUGUGUAAUUAUAAACAUACAUGUUUUGAUACAUGUAUAUGGCUCUACUUUAUUUGCUUGCUUUAGAGGAGAAAAAUACAACUUUGGGUCACCAACUUGGUUUAUUGCUUUAACUUAUGAAUAAUUUGAAAAGCUUUUGUUUACUGUGGAACUUCAUAUGACACUUGCACAGCUCUUGUUUUUGUGUAUGCCUAAAAAGCACAAACGACAAAUGCACAUAUAGCAUACUGUAUGUGCUUUAUAUACACAAAAACCUGUGUGUUGUAACUUCCCCCACCAGAUUUUCAGUAAACUGUGUGUCCAUCUGGAGGGGAUUUGUGUUUGCUUUGUAUAAUCAUAGUUCAUUGCUGCUGGUUUCUAUGAUAAAUCUUAUGUCUCUUAAUACAUGAGGGCAGUCAAGAUCUUUAUGACUUUGCCUUUUCUAUGGUCUUGCUCCUAUGAAGACCUUCUGAGUUCUGAUGGAGUAAGUGUGAAAAGCUUUAUUUUUCCCAGAUAUCUUUAUAUUUCUAUUGUAUUUUUUAGUUGUGUAAUAUGUGCUACAGAAAUUUGAUUACUGAACAUGUUCCAGAAAAUUCUGAGUAGAUACCAUAUAAGAGGGCGUAACUGCCAGAGAGUGCUACAGCAACAUCUCUCCUGUGUUGUGUGUGAGGGGGCUGUUUUCUUUCAGUUGCAUUUCCUGAAGCUGCAGAAAGUUACACUGCAUAGUACUUAGGGAAGCAUAUUGGAUUACAGAAGAUAACAUUCCCAGUCUUGAAGAAAAAGCAAAUGUGCAGUUUUCUGGUGCUGCAUCUUUGUUUUUUCUGUUGAAUAAAGCUGUGCUAUGAAGUUCAUAUUCAAAAUCUUUCACACAUGUAACAUUUGCCCCAUGCCCUGUAAUGUAAGGUGUAAAAUCCAAAAAACCUAAAUGCAAAAGUUCCCUUUAGUUGCUGUGAGAACGUACUUUUACAGACUUGAAAAUAACAUGAAGGGUAGACUGUGGAAAAGGCUGAUAGUCCUUUUGAGAAAUUGCCUCACUUGGUGGUGGUGGUGCUUUUAAAUGGAGAUUAUUCAGAGGAUUUUUUUUAGCUGUUUGAUCAGCUAGUGUGUAUAUAUAUAUAGAAAGAGAGAGAUAAGAUUUGGAUAUAUUUUUGGAAAGAAAGCAGAAAGUCUUAUUUCAUAUAAAGAAGCUCAUGCCUGAAAACAAAGACAGAACUUUUUAAUGAAGAUACAGCUGAUGAAAAUCUUUGAGGUUGGAAGCAAAUUCUUUCAGUUAUGGCUGGUGUGCCUUUGGUACACUGCGGUGACAUACGAAGGUUGAUUUAUACACCUGGAAACAGAUUUCAUGCUUUUUAGAUUUCCUUUAUUUGCCUUUCUCAAAACAACGUGCAUGGAAUAUGCCUUAUUACAGAGUAACUCUGAUCAUGAUUUGAAAAUGUAGAAAAGUGCCUAUGGGAUAAUGCUAGUAAGGCAAAUAAGAAAUUUGAUCUGUUUACUAUAUCACCAGUAAGCAUUUUAUAUACAUUUUCUUAUACCUCAGAUGUGUUUGAUCUUUUUACAAUCAACUGGAAAAAAAUUAUUUGUUCACCAUAGCCACUGAUGGGAACUUCAACAACAAAAUAAUACCUAGACCCUGAACACAAAAUUUACCAUUUCUGAUAAUGAUCAUGGAACACAUGCAAGUAACUUUAAUUUAAUUGGAUAGCUUUAUUUUACAAAGAGAUGGAAAGUUUACAAAGCAGUAUAUAAAUCUUAAUAUCAUUAGUUGCAUUUGCACUAAAUGUGAUGUAUUUUGCAAUUCUGUAAAUAAAAAUUACACUAAAGAUACUAUUUGUAAAGGAUACAUUUAAUUUUAGACAAGUGGUGCCACGUCAUUCGAACUAGCCCUGCCCAGUUGAUCAUUGGAGGCUUCUUGGGGCUUAUGGUAAGAACUGGAUGCAAUGUAAAAGCUUUUCCCAAGAGGCUAAUAGGCUUGAUCAGUACAUGCCAAGUAGGUGUUGUGCCCUUUCUUCCAGAAUAGUUUUUUUUUUCUUCUCGCUUUUUUGACAGGCUCUUUUAAAUUAGUCAUCAUAUCUGUCUGAUAUUAAUUGGUGAUGAGCGAGCACUCCUGUCCUUUAGUUUUGUAUGAACUAAACUGUUACUUAAUCUGUGGAUGCAGAGCCUUCUCCAAAGGAGGCUUUAUGUUCUCAGCAGCUGUUGCCUUGAAAGCCUGAUAUCUGCCACUCCCUCCCCCAACAAAUAUUUCUAUCAAAUGCUGGACUUCACUCCUUUUAUUUAGUUGUGGGUGUGUAGGAGAGGAGGUCAGAAAACAAGGGCUGUUCAUUUCUAUCAGAUUUUUAAAAUCAUUUUUAUUUUUUUAUUAGUUUUGCACUCUGACUAAAUCUUACACAUUUCUUGGAGAAAAUGCUAUUUCACCUUAAAAGAAGUUACUCUUACCUUAUUGGGCUGAGCGGGUUCAUAAGCAGUUGUACUGGUUCUCCUUAAUCAAAUUGUCAAGUCAAACUUUCAAUGAUCUUUUUGUCAACUGUUGUAUAGAUGAAGCUGUAUUUGAGUUGCCACUGUUCAUCUACAUACUCAAAACAUGAAUCAGUUUUUAGAGUAUCUUGAGUGUGUAGAGUGUGACUGUUCUAUGAUAGCUUUAUGAUCCUGUUAACUUUAAAGAAAAUAAACUAAAUGAAGAUGGCUCUUCCAUGUUACAAUCACAAAUUUAAAAAACCAGUAUUUAAAAGUGAAAAGUAUUAAAAAGAUAUUACAAACAAA
Sceloporus undulatus (fence lizard) is the source of this 5077-nucleotide messenger RNA. It is a transcript of the gene CERT1, whose product is annotated as ceramide transporter 1. The transcript is spliced from 18 exons. Gene Ontology annotation, biological process: ER to Golgi ceramide transport. Gene Ontology annotation, cellular component: Golgi apparatus. The record is from RefSeq and is a predicted model, not a curated record. Gene Ontology annotation, molecular function: phosphatidylinositol-4-phosphate binding. Lineage: Eukaryota; Metazoa; Chordata; Lepidosauria; Squamata; Phrynosomatidae. The coding region runs from base 272 to 2146 and encodes 624 amino acids.